Messenger RNA from Fusarium odoratissimum NRRL 54006, 945 nucleotides. RefSeq lists its product as uncharacterized. Gene Ontology annotation, molecular function: S-adenosylmethionine-dependent methyltransferase activity. NCBI's taxonomy places the organism in Eukaryota, Fungi, Ascomycota, Sordariomycetes, Hypocreales, Nectriaceae. The record is from RefSeq and is a predicted model, not a curated record. The coding region runs from base 1 to 945 and encodes 314 amino acids. The transcript has a single exon.
AUGACUACCAAAGAAGCGACAUUCCGGAACUAUACCCAAGCACAGGGUGAAUCCUACGCCACCGGGCGCCCUGGCUAUUCUCCAGAGCUCUUCGAAAUCAUCCUCAACCAUCACACCUCUACUGGCGGCCGCCUUGAUACCGUACUAGACGUCGGCUGCGGGACUGAUCAAGCUACAAGGGACCUAGCUCCCUUUUUCAGAAAUGCCAUCGGCAUAGAUCCAUCGGAGGGCAUGAUCACCUCUGCGCGCGAGACCAUCAAGCCAUCGGCUUUGUCUAUACGUUUCGAAGUAUCAGCUGCUGAAGCCCUGCGCAUUGAUCUGGAACCGCCCAUCGCCAAUGACAGCGUUGACCUUCUGACUGCUGCCACGGCGGCUCGAUGGUUCGAUAUGACGCAAUUCUGGCGUAGCGCUGCGCGAGUUGUGAAGGCUGGAGGUACUGUUGCUCUCUGGGCGAGAACUGGCAUGUCUGUGGACCCAGCCAAGACACUCAAUGGCGCUGCUAUCAAAGCUGCGGUAGAGGAAAUACUCAACAGCGAACUACAUCAGUAUUACAAGCAAGGGAACACACUGACGCGCGAUCUCUACGUCGAUUUACCACUACCUUGGACGAUCGAAACUCCUGUGACAGGGUUUGACAAAAGCGGUUUCAUCCGAAAGGAGUGGAGCCAUAACACAGAAAGCUCGGAAACCGAGGAUCUCUGCACUGGGAAAACUCUGACACCUGAGGAGUUUGAGAAGCUGAGAGGCACAAGCAGUCCGGUGGCAAGGUGGAGGGAAGCGAACCCCAACAAGGCUGGGACAGAAGAGGAUGUAGCUCGCAAGGUACGAAGGCGAAUCGAGAGUCUUUUGCAUGAAGUAGGCGUCGAGUCUGGUGAGGAGUUGUUGAGAGGUCGGACGGAGCUUGUGCUUCUCAUGGUUAAGAAGAAGGGAGAAGAAAGAACUUAG